UCAGGACGAUGCCGAGUGACGAGCACAGAGACGCGACCUGCAGAGCCUCCACACCGAGGACAGCAUGACUGCUAGAGUUCAAUUCAGAAAAACUGGAAUGGAGAGCUGCAGACUUCAACACUAGCUGCGCUGUGAUUGGCUGAUCGCUGUCGUUUGUAUCAAGAUGGCCCACCUCUUCCUCGCCAGUAAGAUCACGAUGCCGGACGACCUCCACUGCAAAGGCGGCGCCAGGAUCCCCAGGAGUGCCGUGAGGAUGCCAAAAUCGAUCUCUGCUGAGAAGCUGAGUCGGGACAGGGCCAGGAAAGACCACAACGUCAUCGUGACAACGCACGUCCCACAUGUCAACGAGGUCCAGCUGACAGCGGCCACUGGUGGCGCCGAGAUGUCCUGCUACCGCUGUACCGUCCCAUUCGGUGUGGUCGUCCUCAUUGCCGGCAUCGUGGUCACUGCUGUGGCGUACACCUUCAACUCCCACGGGUCCACCAUCUCAGUGCUGGGACUGGUGCUGCUGUCUGCUGGACUGGGCCUGCUGGGCUCCAGUGCCGUCUGCUGGAGGGUCCGCCUGAGGAAGAAGAAGGACAAACGAAGGGAGAGCCAGACCGCCCUCCUGGCCAGCCAGGGGUACUGCAUAGCCUGAUCAAAUGCAAAGGACGGUCCAGUCCUGAGUGGAGUUCAGGUUUAGGCCCUUUUAAUCAAAAAAGUCAGAUGGUGGACUUGAGGGACACAGUGAACAUAAACUGGUGAAGAGCUGGCAUCACUCAUGAGGUGGCAAUGACUGCAGACACCUAAAAUGACUCAAGGCUGUAAUGGUUCAAGGGUAAAGGAUGAGUGUUUAGACACAUCGCAAGAAUAUCCAGCAGCAGAAAAUACUGGAUAAUGGAGACUUGAAACUCAGAAAGUCCUGGACGAUGGACUAAACCUUCUCUUUCAAAGAGAAGUACCGAGACGAUGAGUUUAAUAAUCAAUUAUUCAAAAGACUACUGUGAUAAUCAUUAAGGUCAUUUAUGAAGCCAAACAUUUCAUCUGCUUUUAGAUUCUCAAGUGUUUCACAUCAUUUGGGUUUUGGACUGUUGUGGCACAAAACAAAGAAAUUUGCAGACGUCAGCUUGAGUGCUGAGAAGUUUUAAUGAACGACUUUGUCCUCGCAUGUACAGGGACUUACAGGUCUGUGAACUACACCCUUCUAUAAAUCAAUUUCUGUUGAUUUCCCAAAGAUAAUCAAAGCAAACAGGAUGCCCCUAUGCUAUAGCAGAGGCUCUGAACACUUUUAGAGGUUUUAGAUGUUUUAAAUGUUUCUUAGAUAUUAAAAUUGCUGCACAAAGUAAAUUUAAAUUACAUUUGAAACAAAGUGUGCAAAACACUCACACAGGACUGUCUAAUCUAUACUUAUUAUCAUACAGGACUUUAUUGUUGCUUUAAAUGAUUCAUCAACAAAAACAGUCUGCAGAUUAGUUGUAGCUCUACAAAUGAUGUACAGUAUAUCUAAUGAUAUGAUGCCAAUAAGCUAUAAUAUACAAUUAACAAGGUACUCUGUUGUUGAAGUUUCUCUUUCAGUGAUAAGCUCAUUUGUGAACUCAGCACUCCGCACGUUACGUUUCUUUCUGAGCAGACAGAAGACGCCUCAGAAGACACCACCCACUGCCGAGUAACCGGUCAGAAGACAGGAUUUUGACUUUGUGUAUGGAGCUUAAUCAUGGAGUAACAUUGUGAAUACUGAGCUCACAGAUGGGGAUACUCUCUGAUAUGCAUGCCACUUUGUGUGUUUAAACUAGUGCACUAUGAUCCAAAGUGAUGAAAAAUAACCAAAUGUCAUGUAUUCCACUGUAUUAAAGAACUCUGAGGGUUAAUCUGA
Molecule: messenger RNA, 1852 nt
Organism: Micropterus dolomieu (smallmouth bass)
Lineage: Eukaryota; Metazoa; Chordata; Actinopteri; Centrarchiformes; Centrarchidae
Product: transmembrane protein 100-like
Exons: 2
Coding region: 164-637 (157 amino acids)
Biological process (GO): cellular response to BMP stimulus
Source: RefSeq, a predicted model, not a curated record